CAGUGUGUUCAGCAUCAUCCUUCACAACUUUUCAUUUAAUUCCAAUCACUCAAAUGGCAACCUUUUAUCAUGAUCAGGAUCCUUCUUUUGUUCUUGGCUCGUUUCCCUGGCAAAAUUCCUCGAACAACAUGUGUAGCUUCAUUCAGGAAGGCGCCACUAAUAGCUCUUUUUCUGAAAUAAUGCUGCCUGACAAUGAUCAUGAAUAUCUUCAGGAGAUUCCUUUGCAUGCUCAAAUUUAUGAAACUACUACCCCUCUUUAUGAAAAAUGCAUGCCCUUUUCGUGUAUUUCUGAUCCUUCUUUGUCAACAGUAGUUGUGAAACCUGAUUCAAAUUCGUCAUCCAUGGUGGUUCACCAGCCACUUAGUCAGUGUGUUGAUCAGGUUACUCAAGCAGAGAAACAAAACCCAAUGGAGGAUAAGAGAAAGAAGAUGAAAGGAAAGGCUGAGGAGAGAACCAAACGUGUUGCAAAGAAACAGAAGAAAGCUGCUGAAGAAGCUCCAAGGGGUUAUGUUCAUGUGAGAGCAAGGAGAGGUGAAGCCACUGACAGUCAUAGCUUAGCUGAGAGGGCAAGGAGAGAGAAAAUCAAAGCAAGGAUGACUCUAUUGCGAUCACUUGUUCCAGGAUGUGACAAGAUGGUUGGAAAGGCUCUCAUCCUGGAUCGAAUAAUCAAAUAUGUCCAAAUCCUACAGACACAAGUGGAGGUCCUUGCAGCCAAACUUGCUUCUGUAAAUCCCGUUUGCAUUAAUGACUUUGAAGUCGACUCAAACACACUUGCCCAGGAGAAGACCUGCAACUUGGAUGUUCAAAUCCCACUUGUGCUAGAAUCCAACUCCCCCCAGCUCACAUCUUUCCUGGCCGAGAGUUGUACACUUACUGGACCAAAUUUCCUGUUGCCUAAUCAGGAGCAAACUUUGAUGAUCAAUGAAUUUCAGGAUAAUACCAAUCAGUUGUGGACCACGGAUGAACAAAAUUUCAGGAUAAUUUGAGCUCUUUUUAAUGGCAAAUUAAAGUGAAUAAAAAAAAAUUCAUAAUUUCCUACCUAUAUACAUCUUACCAUAUUUCAAUUGGCUUCUAUUCGCAGGCAACUUUAUCAACCAAAUUUAGAGAAGCAUCAGAGAUCAUCCUGAAACAAAAUUUGAAGGGUCACGAUCUCUGCUUUCUCCAUCAAAGGAUUAAUUAUGAUUUCUCUAUGUAGCCAUCAUGUGCUGCAAUGUAAUUGUCAUAUUAUUCUUGCAUUUCUUGCUGUGCGCUUUGGAUACUACGACUGCUCUGUUUGUUGACUUAUACUCCACUUUUCCUAAUGAAUUUUUGAAGGCUUUAUAUA
Messenger RNA from Mangifera indica (mango), 1324 nucleotides. Its product is annotated as transcription factor bHLH137-like. NCBI's taxonomy places the organism in Eukaryota, Viridiplantae, Streptophyta, Magnoliopsida, Sapindales, Anacardiaceae. Gene Ontology annotation, biological process: regulation of DNA-templated transcription. Bases 54 to 986 code for a protein of 310 amino acids. Gene Ontology annotation, cellular component: nucleus. The transcript has 6 exons. Gene Ontology annotation, molecular function: protein dimerization activity; DNA-binding transcription factor activity. The record is from RefSeq and is a predicted model, not a curated record.